AUGUUCUGCGACGUGCGCGACCAAAUGGACAUCGCGCGCCGAGAGAUCUUCGGCCCGGUGCAGCAGUUCAUGAAGUUCUCGCAGAUCGACGAGCUGCUGGAGCGCGCCAACGACACGCACUACGGCCUCGCCGCCGCCCUCUUCACCGGAUUGAUUGAGAUUGGACAAGGCCAACUAUCUCAUACAGGUACCUACCUACCUCUCUCUAUCUUUCAAUUAUAUUAA
Parnassius apollo (apollo) is the source of this 225-nucleotide messenger RNA. The record is from the annotation of a GenBank genome assembly. Lineage: Eukaryota; Metazoa; Arthropoda; Insecta; Lepidoptera; Papilionidae.